This is a messenger RNA of Peniophora sp. CBMAI 1063, 1185 nucleotides long. NCBI's taxonomy places the organism in Eukaryota, Fungi, Basidiomycota, Agaricomycetes, Russulales, Peniophoraceae. The record is from the annotation of a GenBank genome assembly.
AUGGCUGCUCCAGAGUCUCUGCGGCUCCUCGACUUAUGUGCGGAAUACAGCGUAGACUGCUAUCUCAAGGGCAUGUCUGCACGUCUUCCUGUCGACGCUCUCCCAACACCAGUCGUGCCAGAUGACAUACCCUCGGCGUUCUCCGGGGAGUUGCGUGUCGUGGCACAAAGGAUCAUUGAGGCUGCGAGCAACCGAGUUCGCGUGCAUUGGAGCGCUAAGACUUAUUCCGCCGGUCUUGGAACACAGUCGGGGGGGGACGACGAGUUUGAGGACACGUUGCGCGCGCGAUUCCCCCCUCUAGACAUGCCAACGCCGCUCGAUUCCCCCUUCACUGUUGUCGAUGUAGAUGACGACGUGGUUCUGUGGAGCCUUCCUGACAUGCUGCUCCCAGAGCGCCAGGCGGCGAUUGCGACCUCUAUGGGCUUGGCCGCCGACUCCAUCGCAGCUCAUCCCCCGGGGCCAGACAACCCUGGCUCGAAAUCCCGCUGGAGAAAUUCAAAUUACCUUUAUGCGCAGAACAGCAAUCUUUCGUUUGGGCGGGGAAUGAUGACUCUAUCACCGGGAUGGCUGGCUCAAGGUAACCAGGGUCUUAACAGCACACUACACGUGUCGAGCGAUCUAGGAGCGCCGCCUGGGCGGCAAGAUAAUGCCGCGCAGGCAAGUGCUCAGACGUGGGUCGCGGCAAACAUGGAAACAGGAAUUCUUCUCUCUGUAGCGCUUGCGAUUACCCACCCAGCACAGUACCGUGAGACACGCAAGGCGCUUGGAUACCUGGCGACGCUGCCCGACUUCGCCAGACACAUGGAAACUUGGACCUUCGCUUUCAACGUGGUGACUUUGAUCUGUAACAGGCGGACCCCUGCCCACAGAGACAGAGCAAGCGGGGGAAGAGAUUUCUACGACCUCCUCUUGACCCUUGGAGGUGGCCCGCGUACAAUGCUCACAUUGCCGGGGCUUGGAAUACGCAUUCGGUAUGACUCUGGUACUGUGGCACUCUUCUCUGGACAUGAUCACCUCCAUGAGGUCUCCAGUUUCCUCGAAGAGCGAGUCUGCAUUGCAUGUUACGCCCGGCCCGCAGCCAUUACGUGGUUGAAUGCCAAUCAUCCGCCACCGCCGGCUGGUCGCUUGACAUUGCCAGAAGGCUGGUGGGAUCUACUCUGCAGGGGCGAUGAGGAUAAUGAGUAG